AGCGACAUUGGCAUCCAUCCAUCAAUCCUCCGAGCUCCACGGCAAACAAACAACCAGCAGAAAAGCAAGGCAAACAGGCUACGAGCGGCGAGUACGCGAGGCCGAGGCGACACCACCAGUUGGAUUACUGCUCCACCCAUGGCGCCCAAGAGAUCGACGUCGCUGUCGUCUGGAAGCAACAGCAGCAGCGGCGGCGGUGUGUGCCCGUUGGCGGCGGCGGCGGAGCAGCCGAGGCUGCGCGGCGUGCGGAAGCGGCCGUGGGGCCGGUACGCGGCGGAGAUCCGUGACCCGGUGCGGAAGGCGCGCGUGUGGCUCGGCACCUUCGACACGCCCGAGCAGGCGGCGCGGGCCUACGACGCCGCCGCGCGCAGGCUCCGCGGGCCCGGCGCCACCACCAACUACCCCCAGGCCUCAGAGCCGGUUCCAGCGGCGAGCGCGAGCGGGAGCGGCGUGGUGUACGAGCCGUCGUCGUCGUCUUCGUGGUCCCUGCCGCUGCCGCCGCAGGAGUCGGUGACGGUGGCGGUCGCGGCGUCACUGGACCUCAGCCUGGCGCUGCCGGCUGAUGCGGCGGCGGCCGUGAAGCCCUACCAGCUGUUCAUGGACCCGACGGCUGCGCUGGCGCUGCGUCAGUUGUUGCCGCCGAGGAGCGAGGAAGAGCGGAGGAGCCGCUCCGCACGGUGGUCAUCGUCGUCGUCGUCGUCUGCGGGGCAGGUGGUGGGCUUGGGGCUUCUUGACCUCAACCUGCCUCCGCCCGUCGAGAUGGUCAUGUAGUAGCGACCGAAAUGAGCAUCACCAAUUUCGAAGGUGUCAUCAGCCAGGCAGCUACCGUGUGUAACACCAAUGUAAAUAGGCAGCUGUUACUGUUAGCUAGCGUGCUUUUGUAGAUCACUCUUUUCCCCGAUCAUGCAAGGCAAGAACUUCCAGCAAAAGUAAAUCUCUCUCAUGCAGUUCAUCAGUUUUCACGGAAAUCUAUCGCCAAAAGAAAAAAAAGUUUUCACGGAAA
Messenger RNA from Sorghum bicolor (sorghum), 1003 nucleotides. RefSeq names its product ethylene-responsive transcription factor 4. Gene Ontology annotation, molecular function: DNA-binding transcription factor activity; DNA binding. Gene Ontology annotation, biological process: regulation of DNA-templated transcription. Bases 139 to 771 code for a protein of 210 amino acids. The transcript has a single exon. The record is from RefSeq and is a predicted model, not a curated record. Lineage: Eukaryota; Viridiplantae; Streptophyta; Magnoliopsida; Poales; Poaceae.